This is a messenger RNA of Anopheles funestus (African malaria mosquito), 1238 nucleotides long. Its product is annotated as RING finger protein 121. Lineage: Eukaryota; Metazoa; Arthropoda; Insecta; Diptera; Culicidae. Gene Ontology annotation, molecular function: ubiquitin protein ligase activity; metal ion binding. The transcript is spliced from 5 exons. Gene Ontology annotation, cellular component: Golgi membrane; endoplasmic reticulum membrane. Bases 215 to 1165 code for a protein of 316 amino acids. The record is from RefSeq and is a predicted model, not a curated record.
ACAAUAACAUUUUUUUCUCUCUCCCAGCAAAGAGCAAAUGAUAAUAGUGAUGACGAACGAACUCAGGUUAAUUUAAGUUCGAAUCGAAUUGCUGUCUGUAUAUUUACAACCCAUCAGCUAAAGCUACGAAAAUUCGAGCGUUUCGGUGUGAAAGUGAUCCAGUGCGGUCAACGCAAUUACCGAAAAAUACGCAGCCAAAAGGACGACCGCCAACAUGAACCUACACGAGCCGGUUGAUCCGAAUAAGCCCUUUGAUGAGCUGACGCCGGAAGAAAAAAUGAGACUGGAGCACAUUAAAAUGUAUGAAAAACACAAGGGCCAUGAAUCGAUGCACAUGGAAAUGGUUGUGAUACUGCUGGUCACACUCAUAAUUGCUCAGGUAGUGCUGGUAGAAUGGAAGAAACGGCACUACAGAUCAUACUCGUUAAUGACACUACUCGCACUAUGGAUAAUCCCGUUCGUACUCAGCUUACGCAGCCAGUACUGGCGGUUUAUCUUCUUCUGGUUAAUAUUCAGCUGCAUCACCGGCUUGGUGAUGCGCAAAGCGGUACGCAAACCCAUCUCCGGCACCACACCACGGCUAGUGUACAAAUGGUUUUACUUCAUCUACAAACUCAGCUACCUGCUCGGCAUCAUUGGGUACAUCGUAAUGAUGUUCACCUUUUUCGGCGUAAAUUUCAUCUUCAAUCAGCCCCCGCACACGUGGAUGGACGUUGGGCUGCUGCUGGUAUUUUACGGUCUGUACUAUGGAGUGCUCGGCCGUGACAUAUCGGAAAUCUGUGCCGAUAAAAUGGCCUGCCACAUCGGGUAUUACACACCGAAGGGCAUACCGACGCGUCAUCUCGAGCGAAAUGUGUGCGCAGUGUGUGGCAAUCAGCUACUGACGGACGUCAACGAGUCCGGUGUGAUCGAAAACACGUACAAGCUUACCUGUGAUCAUGUUUUCCAUGAGUUUUGCAUUCGCGGUUGGUGCAUCGUGGGGAAGAAACAAACCUGCCCGUACUGCAAGGAAAAGGUUGACCUGAAAAAAAUGUUCUGCAAUCCGUGGGAGCGUCCCCAUGUACUGUACGGUCAGCUGCUGGACUGGAUCCGGUGGCUUGUGGCAUGGCAACCAUUAAUACUGUUCAUUGUGCAAGGUAUCAACUGGAUGCUCGGGCUGGAGUAAAGCAUGCAAUGCGAGCAACCGGUUCAUGUUCGUUUAUUCCAUCUCCUAUCGGACGAUUCCACUAGUCGCGCUG